GCCACAAAAGUAACCCCUCGCUCCAAAACAUCAAAAUCCUCAAUACAGUCUCGUUUUGAAUAUGAGAUGUUCGAGACGGUCGAAUGUAACUUGCAGACUCCUGAAGAUGACAAGGGUUCUGACACGAUCUCUGACCCACAGAUGUUUGAGGCAGUCGAGUGUAAGGUGGAGCCACAUGAAGAGAACACGGGAUUUGACACAGUUCCUGACCCACAGAUGUUCGAGGCAGUUCAGUGUAAGGCAGAGCCACAUGAAGACAACACAGAAUCUGACACAGUUCCUGAGCCAGAGUUUUUUGAAGGAGUCGAGUGUAAAGUGGAGCCUCUUGAAGACGACACAAGAUCUGACUCACCUUCUGAACCGCAGGACUUCGUAUUUGUGACGGUGAAGACGGAACCUUCUCAGGCAUCUGCAUCAGCAACCAAAGGAGCUGACAGCACAAAAACAGGUGGCGGAGCAGCUUCACACCCGUCACCGGCUCUACCGUCAGUUACCGGUCGAAAACAAAAAUCGAUUAUCCACAGCCAGGCCAGAAAAAUAAUAUUAAAUGUGGCAUACUGUUGUGACCUGGAGAAACAGAAGAAGCAGCUGAUCUUCCCACUGAACGAGCCGCUGAAGCGAGCCGCCGUCUACACCGGGAGGACUGUGGAGAGCCUGCUGGAGUUGCGGGAGUCUCCUGCGGCAGACGCUGGCGGCGGCUCUCCGAUGCCCGUUCCCAACAAGAAGAGGAAAUUGAAUGAUGAGAAAAUUGACAACUUUGACGAGCGAGUCUUGAGGGAGACGAUCGAGGAGUUCUACACGAUGCGGAAAGCGGUACCCACGCUGGGGAAGCUCGUGUCCGCCCUGCGAGAGAAGACGGGCCUGGAGUGUGAGAGCGCCGCUCUGAGGAAGAGGUUGAAAUCGAUGGGGGACGGAAGAGCGGCGGGCGGCGGCGGUGCGCUGGUCGUCCGGAGCGUCGGAUCCCGGAAGGGGUUCGUCAGAGAGGCCCAGCUGUCGUUCCGCGUCGGGUCCGCGAAGAAUUGGACCGGCACCGCCGACUUCGAGAAGUGGUUCGAGACGGGCGUGCUCCCGAACCUCCCGCCGGAGUCUGCCGUCGUGGUGGACGGUGCCCCGCACCACUGCAGGCGGGCCGACCCGGCGCCCUGCGUGUACGAUCCGAAGUCGCACAUGGUGACGUGGCUGCGCAGGAGGGGCGUCGCGUGCGACGAGACGAUGAUGAAGUACGUGCUGUGGGAGUUGAUUCGGGCAAACGGCGGCUCUCGGAAGGACUACAUUGUCGACCAGAUGGCUUCCGUACGGGGCCACUCGGUGGUCCGACUGCCGCCGAACGUCCGCGGACUGAGUGCGGCCGACCUGGCGUGGGAAAAAGUUGUAAAGUACGUCCGACAGCACACGGCCCCGGGGCUAUCGUUCGCCAAGCUGCAGAAGGUCGUGACCGCCGCCUUCCAGAGAGUUACUGCCACAGACUGGGAAGGCUACUGCGGGAAGGUGCGGGCCGUCGAGGAGGACUACUGGAGGCGCGACGGUGUCGCGGAGCGAGCUGUCGACGACGUCAUUCUGAACCCCGGCACGCCCGACAGCGGUGACGAGAGCGAGGACUCGAUCACGGAAGACGACGAGACCGAGAGCGACUGA
Schistocerca piceifrons (Central American locust) is the source of this 1635-nucleotide messenger RNA. RefSeq lists its product as uncharacterized. The transcript is spliced from 10 exons. The record is from RefSeq and is a predicted model, not a curated record. Gene Ontology annotation, molecular function: nucleic acid binding. Bases 67 to 1635 code for a protein of 522 amino acids. NCBI's taxonomy places the organism in Eukaryota, Metazoa, Arthropoda, Insecta, Orthoptera, Acrididae.